AUGCUUCUUAAGGAUUGCAAUCCUCAAGUUAUUCGCGAUAAUUCGACCAGCCUUUUGUCACAAAUCUCUAGCGCACUUUGUCGUCCUUUCAAGCUCCGUGUCGAGCAAGCCCUUGCAGGAGAAACAGAUUCUGUUGUCUUAUAUCGUCUUUCUGCGUUGUUUACUUUCUACUCGGAAAAGAUGACACCAGAGAUCGGCCCUGAAUCUGAACUUUCGCGUACAAUUGAUGAACUCAAUCAGCUUACGCUGAAUAUAUUCUACAGUGGUCUCAAUGGAGCAGUGCAAAAAAUCCUUUCCAAGGUAGAUUGUUCAAACUAUAAUCAUAGACUGCAAAGCACAUUACCAGCAGUGCAUCAGAUUUUGAUGCUGUUGAGGGAUGUGCUAGAAACUCAUGACGGAGCAAUGGCUGGUCGAACGAAUUCGGAGGAGGAAUUCAACAAGAUCUUCAGCUGCGUGCUGGAUCCGCUUUACAGAUCAGUACAAGUAGCUGCUACACAUUUGCAUUCACCUUUAGAUGUUGCUGUCUAUACGCUGAACUGUUUGUCUGCCAUACACUCGCUGGUUAUUCUUUAUCCUUUCACGGAUUCACGACUGGAAAUGAUCAAGGCGUUGAUGGAAGGCAACGAAGACGUGCUAGUAUCGGAAGAGGCUUCAACAAUAUUAGCAAAUACGGGACUAAUACACUUGUAUCAGAAAGCUUCCGCUCAUGACAAGAGUCAGGGACCAUUAUCUGCUAUUUCUGGGAUGGAUUCUGCCACUGUAAAUAACACGUUGAUACAGUUUGACGCUUACUUAGCGCAGCCAGACAAGUACCAGCUUGAUCAAGUUGCAAAGAUAAGCAGUGCUCGAACUAGGGAAAGUGUAAAGCAGAGAACUGUGGAUAAUGUAGUUGCCGCGUACUCAGCUGUUAUUAAGAAGUUGGAAGAUCCCGCGAAUGCUUACGAGAAUGUUUCAUACAAAUCUGUUGAUCAGGUGAGUUGAGG
Messenger RNA from Cylicostephanus goldi, 983 nucleotides. NCBI's taxonomy places the organism in Eukaryota, Metazoa, Nematoda, Chromadorea, Rhabditida, Strongylidae. The record is from the annotation of a GenBank genome assembly.